This is a messenger RNA of Venturia canescens, 13077 nucleotides long. It is a transcript of the gene mask, whose product is annotated as multiple ankyrin repeats single KH domain. The transcript has 21 exons. Gene Ontology annotation, biological process: innate immune response. Lineage: Eukaryota; Metazoa; Arthropoda; Insecta; Hymenoptera; Ichneumonidae. Gene Ontology annotation, cellular component: cytoplasm. Gene Ontology annotation, molecular function: protein binding; RNA binding. Bases 678 to 11726 code for a protein of 3682 amino acids. The record is from RefSeq and is a predicted model, not a curated record.
UGAUAUGGCGGCGUGAUAUAAACGUACACUCGAGGGUUAAAGUUUGUGUUAGUACGGCGAGAAGACGCGUGAGAGGGGUGUUACCCCUCCCAAGUGUGGCUGCUUACGUCUCGGGGAAUGGCCGUGGAAAUAACCGGGGGAGAGAGUUCUCCGCCGUCAGCGAGGGCGGCCAUAGUCAGACAUGGCGGGUGUUAGCUUACGUGAAUGACGGCGAUAGUGAGCGAAGCGGAAGAAGAAAGAACAAAAAAAAGGAAAAAGUGGAAAAAAAACGGUGGAUAAAGAACAUUGAAGAAGGAUUGAGUAAAAUACGAGAAAAUAAGGAUACAAAGGGGCGCGUGAGAACAGUUAAGUAUUGCAAGGGUGUUUAACAACGCGAGUAAUUCGGUAAAGGUGGCGAGAAAGAGAGAGAGAGAGAGAUAGCGAGAGAAAAAACCCUCGUUCCGUCGAAAGUGCGUUGCCGUUUUUUUUUUUCGUUUUUUUCUUCGAUUUCGGAAGAGACCAGUGCCGCGUCGUUGUAUAUACGUACACACAUGCAUACACAUGCGUAUGUACACUCGUGCGGAUUCCUACGAUAAAUCGCGAUACGAAAAUAAACGUAAAAUAAAGUUGAAAAUACAAAGAACAAACAGAUUGCGAGAGAAUUUCGUGUCGUAUGAUUAAUUCGGAAGUAAAAAAAAAUGCAGAAUGUAGGACAAGUGAGCACCUCGGAUAGCCAGAAGAACGAUAAAACAACUAGUGUUGGUGGUAGUGGUAGUGGUAGUGGCGGUGGUGGUGUAGGUGGUGGUGGUACGUCGUCCUCGUCGUCGUCGUUGGGACGGGAAGUUGGUAAAACGUCGUCGUCGACAACUACAACACAGUCGACCAAUUCAAGCUCCACUAAGUCUGAGACCGAGACAUUUUCGGAAACGCAACCACGCUUUAUGACAGACUCGUCGGAGAGCGAGGAGGACAGCAUAUCAGAGGUGGAGUGCUUUGCCAUAGAUCAGGCCGAAUUGGACGAAGAUAAUCAACCGGAAACUUCAAAGUUUCUGUUGACGCCGGAAGACCCGGAACGUUCGGUGGAUCCAGAAACUCAAGCGCGCCUCGAGGCUCUCCUCGAGGCAGCAGGUAUUGGUAAAUUAUCAUCCGGGGAUGGAAAACAUCUGGCGGAUCACGAAGUUCUCAGACGUUUAACGUCUAGUGUAUCUUGUGCAUUGGACGAAGCCGCAGCGGCUCUCACUCGCAUGAGAAGCGACAAUCCACGAAUACAGAACGACAAGAGAUCCCUCGUCGAGGCUUGUACAGACGGGGACGUUGGUACUGUUAAAAAACUCCUCACUGAGGGACGUAGCGUUCACGAAACAACGGAGGAGGGUGAGAGUAUUCUCUCGCUCGCUUGUUCUGCAGGAUAUUACGAACUUGCGCAGGUAUUGUUGGCGAUGAGCGCAAACGUGGAAGAUCGCGGCAUCAAAGGGGAUUGCACCCCUUUGAUGGAGGCAGCAAGCGCCGGUCACGUCGACAUUGUCAGUUUACUUAUUGCUCAUGGGGCUGAUGUCAACGCCCAAUCGACCUCUGGCAACACGCCUCUGAUGUAUGGUUGCGCGGGCGGCCAUGAGGAAGUCGUUAAAGUAUUGCUCGAAGCUGGCGCCAAUGUCGAAGAUCACAAUGAGAAUGGUCACACACCGCUCAUGGAAGCCGCGAGCGCGGGUCACGUGCCCGUUGCUAAAAUCUUACUCGAACACGGGGCUGGCAUCAACACCCAUUCGAACGAAUUCAAAGAGUCCGCUCUUACUUUGGCGUGUUACAAGGGUCAUCUGGAUAUGGUUCGAUUUCUGCUCGAAGCUGGCGCCGAUCAGGAACACAAAACCGACGAGAUGCACACCGCACUUAUGGAGGCUUCGAUGGACGGUCACGUGGAAGUGGCGCGUUUGCUCCUGGAUUCCGGUGCUCAGGUGAACAUGCCAACGGACAGUUUCGAGUCGCCUUUGACUUUAGCAGCUUGCGGUGGUCACGUUGAUCUCGCGAUGCUGUUAAUCGAAAGAGGCGCCAAUAUUGAGGAGGUCAACGAUGAAGGUUACACGCCGUUGAUGGAGGCAGCACGGGAAGGUCACGAGGAAAUGGUUGCUCUUCUCCUCAGUCAGGGCGCGAACAUCAACGCCCAGACGGAAGAGACUCAAGAAACCGCCCUGACGUUGGCUUGUUGCGGUGGUUUUCUCGAAGUUGCUGAUUUUCUAAUAAAAGCCGGGGCUGACAUCGAAUUAGGAGCGUCAACGCCGCUUAUGGAAGCAGCCCAAGAAGGACAUUUAGAUCUGGUGCGUUAUCUCCUCGAGUCUUCGGCGGACGUUCACGCUCAGACCCAAACAGGCGACACGGCGUUAACGUAUGCUUGCGAAAACGGUCACACCGACGUGGCGGAUCUUCUUCUGCAGUAUGGAGCGGAUCUGGAGCACGAAUCUGAGGGAGGCCGAACACCAUUGAUGAAAGCGUGCAGAGCAGGUCAUUUGUGUACGGUACAGUUUCUCAUAUCGAAAUUGGCGAGUUUGAAUAGAAAUACGACGAACAACGAUCAUACACCAUUGUCGCUUGCCUGUGCCGGUGGACAUUUGUCCGUCGUUGAGUUACUGUUGGCCCAAUCGGCCGAUCCAUUCCAUAAGUUAAAGGACAAUUCUACUAUGCUUAUCGAGGCUGCUAAGGGUGGUCAUACAAGUGUGGUACAGUUGCUGUUGGAUUAUCCACAUAGCAUUAUGAUGAACAACCCCCACAACGCUGCCCCAGCACCGAUGUUAAUGCCUCAGCAGCAACAGCAACAACAACAACAACAGCAACAGCAGCAGCAGCAGCCUCAACCGUCCUCUCAACAACAAUUGCCCCCAGCUGCAACCUCUCAGCAAAUUCAGCAACAGGCUUCGACCGCUCAACUACCAUCGAAUCAACAAAAUACAACUAAUCAACAGCAAUCCUCACCGAGUCAACAGCAGCAACAACAGCAACAACACCAACAGCAGCACCAACAACAGCAGCAACAGCAACAAGCUAGCGAACAACAAAAUCAGCCACAAAAUUUGCAACCAAAGUAUAACACGCAAAAAUCGUUGUUAAGGAAAAAUCGAUCUGUCACGAUGAUGCCUGACACGAGUCUCACUUCCGCCGAAGCGCAGCAAGUCAGAACUCAACCUGCAGGCGAAACUGCGAAUACUAAUAAUACCAAUAAGGAAUGUGCUACCAAUAUUCUCGACAAAGGCAGCGGCAAUUUCUCCGGUCUGUCCGAAGCCAACAUCAGUCUUGGACCUGUCAACAUUGCUGUCAAUGUUGCCAAUGCUAACGCCGCUUCAGCUGUUGGCCCUUCUACCAACGCCAACAAUGAUAAUUCACGCACGAAUAUGCCCUUCGAACAGAUGGUUAGGAAACAGCAUAUUAUCGAAGAAAUCGAGAGGGUAGAACGAGAGUUGCUGAUUAAAAGUGCGGCGGAUCAUUUGUUUCUUGGUCCAUCCGCGACUUCCGGGAACGUUAUUGUUGGACAACAGCAGCAACAACAACCAGCGGACGCUGUAGAAACGGCCGAAUCACUGUUGCCGGGUUUACUCAACAUCGAUUUGCCUGCUCAAAUUGCCGGUCUCGUUUGCGGCUCAGUGGGAACUUCCGGGAGUCUUUUGGACCAAGAGGCUCAAACAGCAAUAUCGGCUUACACCGCGGGUUAUUACAUGACGAAAAGGCUUGUUUUGCAAGAGAGUUUGCGACGAGCUGAAAAAGAAAUUCGUCCCGGUGCCCCCUCGACGCUAAACGAUAAUUUUCCAAUAGUUGGAAACGUCGUUGCAGCCGCGGCCGCUUCAGCCUCGUCAACGGGUGUCGGAGCAACUAAUUUUCCGAGCACACCACCACCGCCGUUAUUUUUGCCACCGAUAUCGAGCAACGCUGGAGGUGUCGCGACAACAGGCAAUUUUACAACAGCGAAUAGCGCCUCGGUAACUACUGGAACAAUCCCGAUUGUAACGAGCAAUGCUGCUGUACCAGCACCGAGUUCACCGAUUAUAACCGGCUCACCCACGAGCCUUGGAACCACCGGUAUUGCCCCGGUCACCACUUCUGGUAACGUUCCAUCGCCCAACGUCGUAGCUUCUGCCGGCGCUCUUUCUCAACCAAUCACGGCGAGCAGCGACGUCAGCCAAAAUACAGCUAUAAGCGAUCGACCAAAAGCAAAACCGGUCUCAAAGAAAGAAGGGAAAAUCGUGAGAAAAGCCGCUGCUGCGGCUGCUGCCGCUGCGGCCUCCGGUAUGCUCACUGGAAAAAUACAACAACAAGAACAACAAGUUACCCUUAUGGCUGGAUUGCAACAACAGUAUCAGCAGAAACAACGAGAACAUACCUAUCAAGUUCAACAAGUACAUCAACUUCAACAAUUGAAUCAACAGCUUCAAUUGCAGCUUGAUCAAGUUCAGGUGCAACAACAACAGCAGCAAUCUCCACCGCAUCAACACUUUCAGCAUCAAGCGACCCAGGAACAAGACCAAGAAGUUAUUGAAGAAUUAGAAGAAAACGGUCAACCUGUAGCCGCUGGCGGGUUCGGACGUUACGGCAUUCUCAAGCCUAUACAACUUAUGGAAUGUCUUCGUCCUUCCCGAGGUCAACAUGGUCAACUUGGCCAGGAGAGCCCUGAUCAGGCCGUAGUUCUCGGAAACCCGGAGCAAGAGCUGCUCAAUAGAUGUAUCGGACAAACGGAAUGUCCGAUCUGGAAGGCAAUUAUGAAAAAUGAUAAAAACAUGUUCGAGCUGCAGGACGGUACGCAAGUUCCCCUCGAGACCGUUGCCGACAUUUUCGAAGCGCUUCACUUCGAUGAUGUUCCCGAUGGACCAGAUGGUCAGGAGAGUCUAUACCUUAAAAAGUUAGAGCUGAUGUACAGCGACGAUCAGCAACAAAUUCCUCAACAGCAGCAGCAGCAACUGCAAAUCCAACAACCACAACAGCAGGUGCAAGCGCCAUCACAACAAAUUCAACAACCACAACAGCAGCAGCAACAACAACAACAACAGCAACAACAACAACAACAACAACAACAGCACCAACAACAACAACAGCAGCAGGUACAAGUCCAACAGGUUCAACAACAGGGCCAACAACAACAACAACAGCAGCAGCAGCAGCAGCAACAGCAACAGCAAGUUCAGCGGCAAAAACAUCACUGGUCUUUGCGUCAAAAGUCUGAGCAGGAGAAAAGCGUUCGCGCAAAGGUCGUAGCCGAAUUACUGGCCGAUCCUGCCUGUGCUAAAUUGGUAAUGAACGGUUUUACGAGGAGUCGACGUUUGAUGCAGAAAAAAGGAAUGGAGGUGGCUGCAGCAGCAGCAGCGGCGUUGCACCGUACGCGACCACGUCCUGCUUGGUUCGAGCAGCAAAAACAGCAGCAGCAGGCAUCCCUCCAGCAACAAUCUCAGCCACAGCAGCCUCAGCAACAGCAGCAACCGCAGCAGCAGCAGCAGCAGCAGCAACAACAGCAGCAACUGCAACAAAAGCAGCUGGUUCAACCGAUCGGAGGCGGUGGAGGUAGCGGAAUUCCUGGCCAGUGUAUGUCUGCAAAUCAAGUGCAAGUGGCGACCCAAACGCAAGCACCCUCGGUCGUUGCGGCAGCGGCAGCAGCGGCCGCUGCCGCCGCAGCCGGCGGUCCAACGAUCACGGAGAACGAGAAACAAGUUUACACGGUUCCAGCAGCGGCAGCAGCAGCUGCAGGAGGCAAAGGCAAAAAAGCUCGGUAUCCUCUGCUCUCUCAGCAGCAAACGUGCCAGCAGCAACAACAGCAGCAGCAAACAAAUGUGAAUCAUCAAGUGCAGCCUAUCCAACAACAACAGCAACAACUUCAACAACAACAGCAGCAAUUGCAACCUCAACAGGCUCAGCAAACGAGUCAGCAGCAACAACUUCCGGUUGCUAAUUUCGCUGGACAAAAUUAUCAACUAGAUCCGACAUCCGUUGCUGGGCAAUAUACAACCGGAGUCGCAGCUCCUGUCGCAGGCGGCGGUGUUGCAGCCGCUCCUUCCGCAAGCUAUACCGGAGCUAACCAAGUACCUCUUGCUCCUUUCUCUUGCAUGGAUGUCGACUCCGAGACCGAUAGUAAUCACGAUACCGCCUUGACCCUUGCCUGCGCCGGCGGUCACGAGGAACUCGUUGAAUUUUUAUUGUCGAGAGGAGCUGAUAUCGAGCACCGCGACAAAAAAGGCUUCACUCCUCUGAUACUCGCUGCUACAGCGGGACAUCAAAAAGUCGUCGAGAUACUUUUGAAUCACGGGGCUGAUAUCGAAGCUCAGUCGGAACGUACUAAGGAUACUCCGUUGUCGCUGGCAUGCAGCGGAGGCAGAUUCGAAGUUGUUGAACUAUUGCUUAAUCGAGGAGCGAACAAGGAACAUCGCAAUGUUUCGGAUUACACGCCCUUGAGUCUCGCCGCUUCUGGCGGCUACGUAAAUAUAAUUAAAUUACUGCUGAGCCACGGUGCUGAAAUAAAUUCACGGACGGGAUCGAAGCUUGGAAUUUCGCCGCUUAUGCUGGCUGCGAUGAACGGACAUACCGCAGCGGUUAAACUUCUCCUUGAUAUGGGCAGUGACAUCAACGCCCAAAUCGAAACAAAUCGUAAUACCGCAUUGACUCUUGCCUGCUUCCAAGGUCGACACGAAGUCGUUAGCCUUCUUCUCGAUCGUAAAGCCAACGUCGAACAUCGAGCUAAAACUGGUUUAACGCCUCUCAUGGAGGCCGCCAGCGGUGGAUACGUCGAAGUUGGUCGCGUACUUUUGACCAAAGGAGCCGACGUUAACGCGACUCCUGUACCUUCCUCGAGGGACACCGCCCUGACGAUCGCCGCGGACAAAGGUCAUUGUCGCUUCGUCGAAUUAUUACUGUCCCGAGGAACUCAGGUCGAAGUCAAGAACAAAAAAGGCAACAGCCCUCUGUGGCUGGCAGCGAACGGCGGACAUCUCAGUGUCGUCGAGUUACUAUACUACGCUAACGCCGACAUCGAUUCCCAGGACAAUCGCAAAGUCUCCUGUCUCAUGGCCGCUUUUCGCAAGGGCCACAUCAAGGUCGUCAAAUGGAUGGUUAAUCACGUAACGCAAUUUCCCAGCGAUCAAGAAAUGACGAGAUACAUAGCGACAGUGAACGAUAAAGAAUUGUUGGAGAAAUGUUCCGAAUGCGUGAAAAUCAUACGCGCCGCUAAGGACACUCAAGCUGCAAGAGCGAAUAAAAAUGCCUCGAUAUUGCUCGAGGAAUUGGACAUGGAAAAAACAAGAGAAGAGUCAAGAAAAGCUGCCGCCGCAAGGCGCAGAGAAAGAAAGAAAAAGAAGAAACUCGAAAGGAAAGAAGAGAAACGAAAGUUAUUCGAAGAGAACAAGAAAAAUGAAACCAUUUACGAAGACAAAGAGGAAAAUGGAAAGAAAUCGGAUGACGACGAUGCUGAUAGGGAGGACGACAGCGAUCACGAAGGAGGUGGAGGCGGCGGUGGCGCAAAUGCCAAUCCAACCUGCUCAAGCUCCGGCAAUGCGGCAGCUUCGAACGUCGAAACAUGCGAGAGACUGGGCAACGCACCUUCUCCUGUCAACCGAAGCCCUGAGGAUCCUGACAAAGAGGAAGGUGACAGUGGCUUCGAUGCCAAUAGCCAAGGAAGCUGUAGCAGCAACGACGUCAAAGCUCGGGAAAGGAAAAAGGACAAAAAGAAGAAAAAGAACAACGCCGGGCCUGGGAACAAUAUCAAUAAUAAUAAUAACGACAAAGAUACGUCACCGCAUAGAUCGACUAAAUCCUCCAUACCAUCGACUAAUUCGUCAUCCAACGUCGGUGGACAAAACACCGUAACACCAACCAAGUCUCAAACUUCCAACGCCGACAAACGAACCCAAGCAGCGGCAGCAGCGAGUGCGAGUAGCAACGUCGCAACCUCGAGCACCACGGCCGCACCAUCGUCAGUCUCGAGCACAAGAGCGGCGACCGCAGCUGCCGUUAAUUCGAGCGAACGAAAACUCAAAGGACAACUUGUUUUUGAGUCAUCGAGGCAUCCCGCAGAUCGUGAGGAUUUCGAGGCCACCGGAAACGAGACUUAUAUCUCGGGCAAAGGCAAAAAAUCCAAUGCCAAUCAGCAAUACGACGAUUCCGUUGGUGGCAAUGUCAAAACGAACAAUUCAACCAGCCCGAAACAAGGCGGUAAGCGCGAGGAAGGAUGGAAAGAAGUUGUACGAAAAGGACAAUCGGACGAUUCGGGAAGAUUUAUGAAUUCUCCAUUCCGCUCGAAGAAAGUUUCCGUUCCACCGAACGCCAUAAGUCGAGUGAUUGGUCGUGGUGGUAGCAACAUAAAUGCCAUUAGAGGAGCGACCGGAGCCCACAUCGAAGUGGAAAAACAGAGCAAAUCCCAGGGCGAAAGAAUCAUAACGAUCAAAGGAUCGACCGACGCGACGAAACAAGCGCAUACGUUAAUAGCAGCUCUGAUAAAAGAUCCGGACGUGGAUAUACUUCAAAUGCUACAGAAAGCGAAGCCGACGGUCGUUACAUGUUCAUCUUGGGACAAAACGACAAUUCCAUUGUCAAGCAUCGCAACAAAGAGUCGAACAGCGACUUCGGCGGUGGCGGGCGCAUCGUCGAAAACGUCGAGUGCAGCGAGCAGCGUGACUGGAUCACAAUCGAACAAAUCUGGCAGCAACGUGAACGGUGGAGCAACUGGUAACAGCAGCUCGAGCAGCGUUGGUUACAAUUCUGGACCAACGCCAGUCGCUCAAUUAAUGCCACUCCGUUCGUCAUCGAGCAUUAAGUUGGCAGGAGCUUUUCCAGCUCCAAUGUCUCGUACAACUGCCCCGAGACUCGUCGCAGCCGCGGAGAAACGAGCGCAGUCGUUGGCCGCGGCCCAAAUGUCAUCCUCGACGAAUACUAAGACAACAAUGUCUUACACGAGCGCCAUUAUGACGGCGGGACGUGGAACGAAAGUGGUUACUUCCGUUACGAAUCGAUCCUCGUUCGCCGCCAAAUUAACCGAAAUCACUGCCUCGAAUCAUCCCACAAGCACAGUCAUGCAAACAAACAGUAAUCAAGGAUGUAAGCUGAUGAAAGCAUCGCAAUCUGUGACCGUAAUGUCGUCCACAGCCCCGGCAACGCCACAGCAGACAUCCGGACAGCAAUCGAAUUUGUCCACGUCGAUGGGAGGAACCGGAGCCGGUGCUGGGGGAGCUGGUGCCUCGGUCGUCCCUGGUGGUUCCUCGUGCUCGUCCUCGUCGUCGUCCUCCUCAUCGUCCUCCUCGUCGUCGUCCUCGUCAGCCGCAUCAGCUCCAGCGUCAUCGACUUCCGCUCUCUCCGGGGGGACUUCCUCGUCUUUUGGUUCCUCCUCGAUGACCGGCUUGACCUCCGUCAGCUCGACCAUCUCGAGCAGCGUCAUUGUUGGCGUCACGAGAACAUCGCCGAAACACUGCCGACCACUGCCAACGCUAUCAGCACCGCCGAUAUUACAUUAUAACAACGCUGGUAAAACUUUGUACUCGUCCGGGGGAUCGACCACUACCAAUCUACAAUCCGCUAAUCACCCCAACGUCUUGUCCAACGGUCCGGACAAUACCAACAUGGUCGUUACCUCGAGCAAUUCUGUUCGCGUUACACCCUCCCCACCCGCGAUAUCCUCACAAAAUUCCAUCCACAAUCAUCCUAAUAUUUUAAAUCAACAACAGAAUCAACCCUCUUACCAUCCCCACCAUCAAUCGCAACAGCAACCCCAGCAACAACAAAAACAACAAACUUCCCAGCAGCUCCAACAACAACAAAUUAUGCAAUCUUCCCAGCAACAACCACCUCAACAAUUGUCGACUAACGCUCAGACACAGUCACAGAGCCAACAACAAAUGCGCAGCUCUACUCCCGUUGCACCUACGAUAGUCGAACAUCAACAAGCUCAACAACAACCGACCAAUACACCUCUCGAAUAUUCGCUAUUCAAUGAUACCUUUUCCAAAGUUACGCAACAAUCUAUGUGGGGAGGACGCGAAAAUGAGUCUCAAAAAGGCAUGAAUUUUGCUACGGUUGCCGGCGGCGGAAUUAACGUUAAUUCAUCCAGUAACAAUUCCGCUAACAAAUUUAUCGACAGCGCACCUCCUCAGGUGGACGCUUCUAAGGCUCCGGGAUACAGAGGAGCAACAGCGAUGUGUUCACCGGUGUCGAGUAAAGCUCAGUCGAGUGGUUCGGGCGGUGGUGCGAGUGGCGGAGUGAAUCCAAUUGGGAGUGGAGUUUCACCUUCGGGAAUCCACAGUAACAAUCCAAUGCAGCAAGGGCAAUUUCAAUCGUCAGUUAAUUAUAACGAGCAUCAACAACAACACCAAACGAACAAAGCGCCAGGAAGUUUGGCGGUAGCGAGACCGGUAAUGAGUCAGCAAAAUAUAGAGCUAUCGCAGUACAAUAGGCAGGUAUACCAGUCCGAAAUAGGCAGUAGAGGAGGAUCAGGCGGAGGCUCGUCGACGCAUCAACACCAGCAACAGCAGCAACAACAGCAACAGCAGCAGCACGUGAUGCAACAGCAGCAAGGUUCAAACUCGCAAGCAAGUUCGAUCGAUGUGAACUUGUUUAAAUCGAGCAACAGCGGUUUCGAGCAUCAAAAUGUUAAUUCGAGUUUGCUAAGAAUGGUACCGAGUGACGCGCAGGCAGCAGCACAUCCAAUGAUGCCUUUUCACCCGCACAUGCAGAGCUUCGCUCAAACAAUGGGCGGCCAAUCGUCCACCGUCAAUACAACCGUCAGUAUGUCUCGUUUGAAUCCGCGCGCACCUGAUUUCUCGAGCACUCUCCACCUCAACAACAAAGCCCAAGUGACGAUGCUUAAUACACCCACGGGAAUACAUCCGAACAUGUUUGCCAACGUCCCAGGCGGCGUUCCACCAUCUGCAACCGCUAUACAACAAUCGAAUAAUCUCGCGAUGCUAGGAGCUGCCAAUUUUCCGAUGGGAAAAUACCAGCAAGGCGGAGGAGCUCUGCCACCUCCACCUCCUCCACCAGGAGCUUCGAGAGUCGCUACGAAUUUAGCUUCGUCCAAUGGCGGACAAACCAGAUGGCCGUUUGUACCCCCGCCCAACAAUUGUCCACCUCCCCCUCAUCAGGAUCCUAUGAUGGGGCAAAUCAGCUUCCCCAAUCACUUGGGAAGCAUAGCUGGACAGUCGGGCAAUAUCGAUCUUAUAACCAGCCUUGAAAACGGUGGCUCGCCCGCGAUGUCACCCUCCAGCCCUGCUCAAGUCGUUGCCCAGGAAAUCAGUCAGAUCAAAAUUGAAGAUCGCAAGGUUCCUCGUCCGAUCGGGACCGAGAGAGCGUGGAAAAAUUAUGCCACUAGCAUGGGACCCGGCGGUGAUGCAGACUCCAUCAACUGGAUGCUGAACAAUGAGAAACUCGUCAACUCUUGGGCCAACAUCGCCCAACCUGGAAUGGAUAGACAUCAAAUGUUUCGACCAAACACCUCGUACAAUCGAAUGUCUAAUAUCGAUGCAGAGCUUCAUCAAAUGAUGGAAUCAACUUAUCAGGGACAUUUGGACAAUCAGCAGCAAGCAUUCCCGAACGGAAGUGCAGCGGCCGCAGCUGCUGCUGCUGCCGCGGCCGGACUUUCCUUGAUCCCGGGACUCGCUCUGUUACCCGGACAAUUUAGCACUCCUGGCCUGCCCGAAAUACCUCACAACGAAAACCCUAAAAUGGAACCACCUUCGUGGGGAAUGUCCGACCCAACCCAAGAAAAACAGCAUCCGGGCUGGAAUAAAUGGAGCCAUUAAGCGUUGAUGAAGCCAUUAAGUAUCCGACCGAAGCAAAGACAGAGAAAGAGAAGAGAGAAGAAAAUGGGAAUAAAUAUCGGAUGAAGAAAGGUUGGGAAAACAAAUGACAAUAUCGGCAGAAAGGAAGCGGCAACAGCAGCAGCAUCAGCAGCGUAAAAAAGCAACGUUCGUUUCUUCUAGAUACCACGUAAAAUUACUUUACUACCUAUAUUCACUGACACCCAGAUCCAAUAUAAGCUUGUUCAUGCUAGAUGGCAAGAUGGUAAAAUCCUCACUACAAUUUAUUGCUAAUACCUCUAAAUAUACUUAUUCAAUCACAAGAAAAUGAAGAAAUGAAAAACGUAUAAUAACUGGAUGAUCGUACGUGGUCGAGACAUUCGUAGGGGGUGUGCUCGUCCGCAAGACAGAAAAAGAAAAAGUUGAGUGAACAAGACGAUCGAGUCUGUCGAACAGAGGGGAGGGAGGGAGAAAGAAAAUAUUGCGGACAAUUAAAGCGAGUCGGAAGGAACGAAGAGAAUGAAUUGUUGAAAAAUAUUGAUGAAUCGGCGCCACGAGUUAACAUCGAAAUAACCACGGAAUUAUUUUGCUUCUUGUCCACAGAGAAGAAUUUCUAAUAAAAACAUUUCGUCUCUACACUUUUUCUCUUUGUUUUUCUUUCUAUAAAAGUGUUAUCGAAACGCGAGAUAUUGAAAAACUCGUUGAUUACACUCGUUCGUCCGUCUCGUAUUUAAUUGCAUAUCUCAUUGUAAGAGCGAAUUUAUUCGAUAAUUGGAUACCAUAUACAUAUAUUACGGCGAUAGCGGUGACUGUAUCAUUCUGCCAUUGGGAUUGGUCGAUCAAUCUGAUGUCUAACUUGAUGAUAAAAUAUAAUAAUAAACUGAAAAUGAAGGAAAAAUACAGUUUUUUUAAGCCGCGCAGCACACGAUGAGGGAAACAACGUGUAACGAAAUCGAGCGUUGCGUAUUAUUGCAAAAAAAAAAUAAGCGCGCAGUACUGUGUAAAUUAUGUUCCACAUUGUUCGACUAUUUUCGUGGAUCUUUUUCUUUUUUUUUUUUUGCUUUUUUCUUUUUUUGACACGUUUACACGCAGUUAUGAGAGUCAGCCCUUCCCUCGCUCAGUCGUUUACUGAGACUCUCGUCGUUUUUAAAAACGUACGAACAACUUUGAGUGGAAGACGAACCCUCAUCUUUUUUCGAAUUUAUUUAUGCCGAUAGUAUCUCUAUUUACCGAUGAUCUAUUUAGAAUUUUGCUAGAAUUCGAUUGCAAUUAAAUCGUAGGAAAACGGAACAAAAGCAGAAAGAAUACACAACGUUAUUGAAACAAUACGAAUAUAACAAUAUUAUGUAAAUAA